Molecule: messenger RNA, 1822 nt
Organism: Punica granatum (pomegranate)
Lineage: Eukaryota; Viridiplantae; Streptophyta; Magnoliopsida; Myrtales; Lythraceae
Source: RefSeq, a predicted model, not a curated record
UUUACAAACUACAAAUUAUCCCUAAAAUCAUUCACUCAUAGUCGCUGACGAUAGAUUCACCGAUCGCCUACCUCUUUCACGCUGCCCUUCCCUUCUCUGAUCAAACCUUGCUUCCCUUCUCUGAUCACACCUUGCUUGCUUGCAAUUGGCUCUGCCAGGGCUCCCUGCGCCGCCUGUACGUAGUCAAUAGGAUCGGGUUCGAGUUUUGAUUCGUUUCUGAUCUUAAAAGAAAAGAGAGGAGGAAAGAAACGUCGUCGUUUUUAAACGUCAAAGUCAUCAAUUUCACGAGCCCCUCGUCGCUUACUACUACUGUAUGCGAUGGAUCGUGGUCUGAAGAUCCCUGCAGGGGAGCGUACGAAGACCGCCAACGCCCUCUUGAAUUCCCUCAUCAAACAGCUGGAAAAGGACAAGAAAUCGCUAAAUCUUGGGCCUGAAGACAGUUUGCAUUUGGAAGUGUUUGCCUUGAAUGUCUUUGCAAAGGCUGAUAAACAAGAUCGUGCUGGGCGAGCUGACUUGAAUACUGCAAAAACGUUUUAUGCUGCAAGCAUCUUCUUUGAGAUUCUCAACCAAUUUGGUCCCCUUCAGCCUGAUCUUGAGCAGAAACAGAAGUAUGCAGCUUGGAAAGCAGCAGAUAUAAGAAAGGCUUUGAAGGAAGGAAGGAAGCCCGUCCCUGGGCCUCCUGCUGGUGAAGAUGAUCUAACUGUGCCAUCGAGUACGCCUGGUGGAUCUUAUGACCUUGGUGUGAAUCCUGCACCGGAGCCUGACCUAUCACCUCAGCCUCAUGAAAGAAUAGAGCGUCAACAUUCUGCCAACAUUUCGGGAUCUCCACCACCUCACCCUACUUCCAGUUAUCCUUCUAAUGACUUUCAUGCUCAUCAUCCUCCUCCAAACACAAAACCAGGAUCUCCUCCGCUCCACUCUUCUUCCAGUUAUCCUUCCCACGACCUUCAUGCUCCUCAUCCUCCAAACACACAGCCAGAAAGUUCUACCUAUUCUUCGUACUAUCAAGAAACCUCUCAACAACACAUUCCCCAGAAUUACCCUUCAGAACAGCAACAUCAGUCCACAGGUUACUCCUCGGAACAUUUCUCUCAGAUCCCACAAAUCCCACAUAAUUAUUCCUCAGACCAUUAUAAUUAUCUGCCGCAAUCACAGCAGCACAUACCAAACAAUUACCCAUCUCAGGACAACCCUCCUUACUCGUACCCGAACUUCCAAUCUUACCCAAGCUUUACGGAGAGCAACCUGCCAUCAGUACCGACCCACGAUCCUUCCUACUAUCAAGGUCCUGAGACUUCUCAUAUUCCUUCAAACAAAAGCUUUCCCUCGGUUCCUCAGUAUGGUUCUUCCUCCUCUAGCAGCAGAGCAAAUGGGAGUGUCUCAUCCGAAUCUGUCCUGGCUCCUACUCCAGCCCACACAUACCAAUACGACAGCAAUUACCAGCCACCGCCUGAGAAAAUUGCCGAGGCCCAUAAGGCUGCGAGAUUCGCUGUUGGGGCGUUAGCUUUUGAUGAUGUCUCUGUUGCAGUGGACUUCCUGAGGAAGUCGCUUGAGCUUCUUACAAAACCAUCAGCGGGUCAGUAGUAGUGUUCUCAAGUUUUAUGGACCUGGUGAUGAUGGUGGUGCUAUUCUGAUUUGGACGCUGAGAAGGGAUGAGCAUGCUUCAUGAUUUAUCUCCUGUACUUGCUUUAUUUGUAAAGGAUUUGGCCACUUUUCUUGUAGAUAUUGGGAUUUCUGUUGUGAGCCUUUCAAAGCGCUGGUCUCAUGGUCCUGACCAUCUCGAUGCUAUGAAUUUUGGAGUAACAAGAUAAUUUUGGUACAA